Culex pipiens pallens (northern house mosquito) is the source of this 1743-nucleotide messenger RNA. RefSeq lists its product as uncharacterized. Bases 1 to 1743 code for a protein of 580 amino acids. The transcript has a single exon. NCBI's taxonomy places the organism in Eukaryota, Metazoa, Arthropoda, Insecta, Diptera, Culicidae. The record is from RefSeq and is a predicted model, not a curated record.
AUGAAAUCGGUUGCACUUCUCGCGAUCGCGGUACUCAACGUUGCGUUGGGUGAAAUCCGGGUUAUUGAAGAAUCGCUUGAUCCACGAGCCAUAUGGAUUCUUGAACUCCUUCAGGACAUUCACCAAUCAACGGAAGGAAUAUUGGAUGUUGUUCUAAGUGAACCGUUCGACGCAACGAUCGCGAAGAUUUUCGGCCAGCUCCGGAUCGCACUCGAUCAGCUACCGAUGGCGAAACAUGAAUCUAGGAUUGGUAAAGGUGCACAUUUCAAAAUUCUCUUCGUUUUCGAUGGGACGAACGCAAAUCAACUGGCGAAAAAGUUCCGUCCGAGUCAAACAAUCAAAUCGGACGAGUACUUUGUGAUCGUUGUUAAUUCGGAGAUCACCAAAACGCAUCUGCUGACGAUUCAAAAAACACGCUUCACCAUGCUUCUGUUUGUGGACAUUUCACGCGAUCCUCCUCAAGUUCAGCGAGUAUCACCAGUAGACCACAAGUCGACGAUCUUCCCGGAGAACGCAACCUUUGCGACGAUCUUCGAUGAUCGCGAUGAUUGGAGAUCGCGAGAGGUUCACAUCAUGUUCAACCCACUGGAUCCUCCGUACACCAUGGAGAUGGGAGGAUCGCUGACCGGGCUGGACAUCGAGGUGUGUCGGGCGGUGUUCAAUCAUGCCGGAAUUCGCUACCGAUUCGUGGAACGUCCUCCGAUCACUUCUUCGAACUAUGCCGAGUACAGAUCUUCGGUGUUGAAGUACCUGGAGACCGAGCACAUCGAGUUGAUGGUGUCCAGUUUGGUGUUCCAAAGUCCGUUCGACGUCGAGUUGCGUGUCUUCGACAAGAAGGGGUUCUGUCUGAUACUGCCGAAGAACCUGCAACGGAACGUGAUCUACCACCUGGUGCAUCCUUUUGAGUACAGCGUUUGGAUAUUGAUCGUGAUGAUUCUUUUCUUGGAUCUCCUACUGAUCCGCUUCUUUCCUCUAGCGUUCCCUCACAACUUGGUCAUGAUCCUGCUGUUCGGAGAUUCCUGUGCCGAUCAUCAGCAGACCCGCCCCACCCGGUACUACUGCUUCGCCUGUACCGUUCUGCUAUUCCUGCUAUCCGAGGCGUACCUGGCAAAGGCCAUCAUCUACAUGACCGUAACGCGGUACACUCCGGACAUGAAGACCCUGGUGGAAGUCAUCGCAAGCGAGAUCCAGUUCAAGCUACCGCCAGGGGGCAAACAACCGUUUGAUCGCCAAAAUUACGUGCACGAUCGCCUCUGGCAGCAGUCGUUCGAAGUUGCGGACUUUCGUUACGACAUGGUCGACAAUCGGUACGGGUACAUGGCUUCGUGCCGUUACGGCGAAUAUCUGAUCGAGCGGCACGUCCGGCAGGAGAUUUUGGACUUUGGCCAUCGGGCUGCCAAGCGAAGGUUCUACCUGCUGGACGAGAUGGUCGACUGGGAGUUUCGGUACUACGUUGCGGCGAACCAUUUCACCUUCUACCGCAGGAUGGAACUUGCGGUUAAUUGGUUGUACGAAGCCGGACUAUGGGACAGGUGGAUGACGCAGUUCCGAUAUAAUUGGGGUUACGGUGGGUUCAACCACCAUUUGUGGGACGAGGACGAUAUAUUGGCACUGGAGGAUAUUUUGGCGAUUUGGUACCUGAUGGCGAUCGGGUUAGGGGUUGCCGCUGUCGUGUUUUUGUUGGAGAAGAUUUGUUUCAGGGUGAAGAAGUGUGCCAGCUGCAAGGCUUGCUUUCGAAAGUAA